AUGAUUACACACAAUCCAUCCAUCGCCGUCUUACCUGAGCUUCAGCGCUGCCAAGCCAGCGCUGUAUCAGUCGCGAGACACACGUCGCAGAACUUCCAACAUUCAGCGCUCCAUGAAACUGCAAGGCUGCUGUUCUUCAGCACGACCUCGGCGAAACAUACAAAGGCAAAAAAUCUAAUUGACAGGCGCGCUAAGAUCUUCGAAUCGAAUUCUCCGAACGGCAGUCAGCAAGCUCAAGGUGCAAUCGAGGUCGAAGGCCAUACAUAUGACGAGUGUUUAGACGGCAUCCUCAGCAGGAAGCCGGGACUGGGAAAAUAA
Clonostachys byssicola is the source of this 318-nucleotide messenger RNA. Lineage: Eukaryota; Fungi; Ascomycota; Sordariomycetes; Hypocreales; Bionectriaceae. The record is from the annotation of a GenBank genome assembly.